UUGGGCGCUCAGGUUGGACAGUGAACGCCCUGCCGUUUAUGUGCAGCCCAGCCUUUCAACUCCGCCGCCUUUUGGCUUCCAUUCACGAGCUUUUUCUACUCAUUUCCUAAGCCAGGUGCUUCGCAAAAGACGACAAACCUCCGAGAGGGAAGAGAAAACACACACACGCACACAUACACACACGCAGACAGACACACAAACACCCAGAGUUCACUCGUCGACCACGGGACUUUUUUUUGCCUCACCUCGGCGGAUUUUUGGCUGCUGCACACUGUGUUGAAGAGGAAAGAAACAUUUACAACGAUUUGCCGAAACUCGAAAGAGUUGCGCUGUUGGAUUUUUUUCACCGAUGUUUUUUUUACAGUUCUUCUCCGACUCUCCAGAAGUGGCAUGAUCGGCGUCCGUCAGCAAGACAGCCAUGUCCAAGCCGGCCGAUCACAUCAAGAGGCCCAUGAACGCCUUCAUGGUAUGGUCCCGCGGCCAGAGAAGGAAAAUGGCCCAAGAGAAUCCCAAGAUGCACAACUCUGAGAUCAGCAAGAGGCUCGGUGCCGAGUGGAAGCUUCUCUCCGAGUCUGAGAAGCGUCCCUACAUUGACGAGGCCAAGCGGCUGCGUGCGCAGCACAUGAAAGAGCACCCGGACUACAAGUACCGGCCGCGGCGCAAACCCAAGAACCUGCUCAAGAAGGACCGAUACGUGUUCCCUCUGCCCUACUUGGGCGACGCUGAACACUUGAAAGCACUUCCGGUUUCCGGUGCCGACUCGUUGCUGGCUUCCGGGUCGGAAAAGGCGCGUGCGUUUUUGCCUCCGGCGGCCUCUGCGCCUUACUCGUUCCUUGACCCAAGUCAGUUCAGCUCCAGCGCUGCGCAGAAGAUGGCCGAUAUGCCACACGCCCUUGCCGCCGCUGCCGCCGGCUCGCUGCCCUAUGCCUCAUCACUCGGCUACCAGAACGGCGCUUUUGGCGGCCUGGCGUGUCCGGGGCAGCACACACACACACACCCGUCACCCACCAACCCAGGCUAUGUAGUGCCCUGCAACUGCACAGCAUGGUCGGCGGCGUCCAGCCUGCAGCCGCCCGUCGCCUACAUCCUCUUCCCAGGCAUGGGGAAGAGCGGCAUCGACCCUUACCCGACGGCGCAUGCCACGGCCAUGUAAAAUAACCAUCCGAAAGUUGAGCAGAGAGACAAUUUUGACUUUGGAAACUUGAACCACGUAAAACACACACUCUCACACACUCACAAAAAGAGGAUCGAAGUUACAAGAGCAAACAGACAGUCGGGCUCUCCGAAAACUUCUACCGUGUUAAAACUAAUGACACUUCUGCUCUUUGAACUUAAAAUACGUUGAACCCCAAAAAGACGUUUCUCUCUGGAAACUCUACUGAUGUAAAAUAAAUAAAUUAAUUAAUAGCCACGCAAAUGGGGGUGUUGAGCUCAGAAGAAAACGCACUUCUCCACGGAAAAUUCAGUGAUAUUACCCUCUGUAAAAAAAAAAAAAAAAGAGAGAGAGAGAGAGAGAGAGAGAGAGAGGAAAAAGACAUUUUUUGGGAAACUUGAAUAAUGUUAAAGAAAAAAAAAACAGGUCAUAAAACAGUUAUAGAACAGCAAAAAAGACACCGAAGACUUGAACCGCGUAAACUGACCUAAGUGUCGCACUUUGCAAGCUUGAUCUCUGCGCUGCAUGAUGCGACCAGACAGAAGUGCAAAGCUUAUUUUGUACAGAGGCCGUGAGGACUUUGAGAACUGGAGAAAAACUUUCGAUUUUUCAUCAAGCUCGUUUUUCCCCUCCGGACGUCUGCAUGGGAACUUGGGAGUAGAUGUGAGAGAUCAAGGAGCCCUGAACUGUAAGAAAUGUAAAUGUUAUAACAUUUAUUAACGGCUAUCCGAUUAAGGAUGCCUUUAACUUUAUUUAUUAUGUACAUUUUUGAUGCUAUACUAAUAAUAAUUUUGUUUCAUGAUAUUAUUAUUAUUGUUAUCUUAUUUUAAAAAGCCCAUUUGGUUUGCACAAGUGACAUUCACCCAUCAUAUCUCUUGUAUAUUGUACUUAUAUUUUAGCACUCAGAUAAAACGGUUUGGAUCACGCUUAGAACUUUUUGAGUUGGAUGAACAUACGGGUUAUAUUGUUUAUAGGCUAUUUAUCAAACUGGUGCAUAAAAUUAGACAAACUAUUUAAAACAUCAAAUGGAAAAAAUAAUAUCUUUUUUUUU
Molecule: messenger RNA, 2204 nt
Organism: Hemibagrus wyckioides
Lineage: Eukaryota; Metazoa; Chordata; Actinopteri; Siluriformes; Bagridae
Gene: sox14
Product: SRY-box transcription factor 14
Exons: 2
Coding region: 419-1153 (244 amino acids)
Biological process (GO): regulation of DNA-templated transcription; cell differentiation; anatomical structure morphogenesis
Molecular function (GO): RNA polymerase II cis-regulatory region sequence-specific DNA binding; DNA-binding transcription factor activity, RNA polymerase II-specific
Source: RefSeq, a predicted model, not a curated record